AUGCGAGUAUUCAGAAGAUUCUAUCAGGUACAAUUACCACCAAUUUCAAAGUUUAGGCUUUUGCCUCAAUAUAAGUUAAAAUGUGGUCUUGAAAUUCAUACACAACUCGACACUCGAAAUAAACUGUUUUCCAUGUCAACUAAUGACCCAUUCCAUUCUGCAAAUAAGCCAAAUUCACACACUUCAUUUUUUGAUAUUGCAUUACCAGGAACUCAGCCGAUUUUAAAUCAUGAGGCUGUUUUAUUUGCAACUAAGUUAGCUAUAGCGCUGAAUUGUCAAAUCAAUCUAGAUUCACAAUUUGAUAGAAAACAUUACUUUUAUGGUGAUCAACCUCUCGGUUACCAAAUUACUCAACAUUUUUCACCAUUUGCCUCGAGGGGCCACUUGCCACUUCACAAAGAUAUUGAUGGCAUUGAUGAAAUUAGCAAGAAUAUUCAUAUCACACAAUUACAGAUUGAACAAGAUACUGGUAAAUCGCUAUACAGGAAAUCUGAUCAUAUUACCUUGAUUGAUUUAAAUAGAUCAAAUGUUCCGCUAAUUGAGAUGGUUACAGAACCAGAUUUCCAAGAUUUAAAACAAAUAAGAGCAUUUAUUAAAAAAUAUCAAAAUUUGGUGCGACAUUUGAAGAUAUCAACGGGUGAUUUAGAAACUGGUGCUAUGCGUGUUGAUGUUAAUUUAUCCAUCAAUGACCAUGCGAGGGUUGAAUUAAAGAAUUUACCCAAUACUAGUAGUAUAUUGAAUGCGAUCAAACACGAAUAUUUGAGACAAGUACAGAUUGUAGAGGAUGGAAUGGCUGACGAACUACUUUCACAACCAGAGACUAGAGGCUGGACAGGAUCUUCUACCGUAAAGUUGAGGAGUAAAGAAACAACUAUUGAUUAUAGAUACAUGCCUGAUAUGGAAUUGCCGCGGAUAACUUUGGCCGCAGAUGUGGUAGAAACUCUUCAAAAAACAAUGCCACCAUUGCCUGACAAAAUUUUAAAUACCUUGAUGUCAGAACCUUAUAAAUUAUCUCUUAAGGAUGCGAAAAUUCUUUGCCUCAGCAGUAAUGGACAAGAUGAAAUUUAUAACCAUGAAGAAUUACAACAAUUUUACCUGGAUACCUUUCAUUCAUAUGCUGAUAGGGUUAAAGGUAACAUAGAGGCUAAUAAAUUGUCAAAAUUGCCUACUAAUUGGAUUAUUCAUGAAUUAUUGGGUGAUUUGAAUAAACUGGAAUUGCCGCUAUCGGAAAUUACCAAAGUUUUAACUCCCCAAAUUUUUGCAGAUUUUCUAAUGCUCAUCCAUAAUAACGAAAUUUCAAGUGCUAGUGGUAAAUUAUUGUUAUUCCACGUUUUGAAAACCCUCAAAGAGACCAACUGUGAUACAUCUACCACUAUCGAUUUCAAUUCUUUAAUAGAUGAAUUCGAUAUCAGAACUAUAAAUCAAAUCGAUCACGACGAAUUGAGGGAAAUUUGUAACGAAAUCAUUGAAACUCUAAACAAUGACAAGCUCAUUAAUGAUAUUGUUACCGGUAAAAAGAAAAAAUCUAUCAAAUUUUUGGUAGGGCAGGGCAUGAAGCUAUCACAAGGUCGUAUUAAAGCUCAGGAUUUUGAAAGAACGUUUAAAGAGGUUCUUGAUGUUAAGUGGUAA
Zygosaccharomyces rouxii is the source of this 1629-nucleotide messenger RNA. RefSeq names its product glutamyl-tRNA(Gln) amidotransferase subunit PET112 (gene PET112). The record is from RefSeq and is a predicted model, not a curated record. The transcript has a single exon. Gene Ontology annotation, biological process: glutaminyl-tRNAGln biosynthesis via transamidation; mitochondrial translation. Bases 1 to 1629 code for a protein of 542 amino acids. Lineage: Eukaryota; Fungi; Ascomycota; Saccharomycetes; Saccharomycetales; Saccharomycetaceae. Gene Ontology annotation, molecular function: glutaminyl-tRNA synthase (glutamine-hydrolyzing) activity.